GGCAGCGGCUGAGUUUCUGGGCCGUCGUUUGAUUCCACCAGCAUGAAACAACGAGUGUACGGGCUCUUCUUGAGUCUUGACAUUUGAGUGGACAGAAUCGAUCCCAAUAUGGAUAAAGUCUUGAAGGGUGCAGUUUGUUAUGUCCUUCCAUGAUGAAAUGAACCUACUUUCUUGUUCAGUGGAGUGGUGAGAUCACCACACCACCUUCUUAGAUUGCUUUCUUGAACGCCACCUAUUCCUAGUCAUCACUCGCUGAGAGUUCGAAGACGGUUGGAAGAAGAGAAUGCCAACUAUCAAGCAACAAACCUUCAAGCGAUGACCUACGACUGCAUGUUGGCACUUGCGGUUUAGAUUGAAGCCCAGUUCUUGAUGAUUCGAUCGACCGAAGGCCGCCUCAGCAAGUGAUUCUAAAACAUUAAAAGUUGCUAAUAUGCACUUGGUGGAAGCUGCCAAACAAUCCGAACCUUCGCAUACUGUCCUAUGAGUCGCGCCAACCCAUCACCGAUCUCCUUCACUCACGCUUCUCUCAGAAUCUCCCGCUGUUCAGCGAGUGUCUUGUCGGUGACAAUGGAGGAAGAGAAGGAGCAAGCGUUUGACGCUGGAAAAGCCGCGUUGCUGGUCAAGGAGCUGAGGAAGAGCUUCAACUCGGGCAAGACGAAGAGCUACGAAUGGCGGGCUGCUCAGUUGCAGAGCAUAAGCAAGAUGAUUGAUGAGAGGGAGAAAGAGAUCGUCCAAGCUCUUCAGCUCGACCUCUCCAAGCCCGAGCUGGAAGCGUUCGUGUCCGAGAUCUCUAUGACAAAAUCAUCGUGUCAGAAGGCCCUCAAGGAUUUGAAGCAUUGGAUGGCACCAGAAAAGGUCAACACUUCGAUAACAACCUACCCAUCAUCGGCAGAAAUAGUAUCGGAACCAUUUGGGGUCGUGUUGAUCAUAUCCACAUGGAACUAUCCUUUCUUGCUAUCUCUUGAUCCAGUAAUUGGCGCCAUAGCAGCUGGUAAUGCCAUCGUCCUGAAGCCAUCGGAGAUCGCUCCUGCAACAUCUUCACUGCUUGCUAGAUUACUUAGUGAGUAUGUGGAUAGAAGCAUAAUAAGCGUAGUUGAAGGAGCGGUUCCUGAAACAUCUGCUCUGUUGGACCAGAAGUGGGAUAAGAUAUUCUACACAGGUAGCACGAGAGUAGGGUAUAUUGUCAUGGCCGCCGCAGCAAAGCACCUUACUCCUGUAGUUCUGGAACUUGGAGGAAAAUGUCCUGCUAUUGUCGAUUCAAAUGUUGAUUUAAAGGUUGCUGCAAGAAGAAUGCUAGCAGGGAAGUGGGUUUGCAACAACGGGCAAGCUUGCAUAGCUAUCGAUUACAUUGUGACAACAAAGUCAUUUGCUCCGAAAUUGGUGGAUGCUCUACAACUUGCGCUAGAGGAAUUUUUUGGGAAGAACCCUUUGGAGUCGCAAGACAUGUCCCGUAUAGUGAACUUAUAUCACUUCAAACGUUUGGCUAAACUCCUCGACGAGGAUGGAACCUCCGAUAAGAUUGUCCUGGGAGGGCAAAGAGAUGAGAACAACUUAAGAAUAGCUCCAACUAUCUUGCUUGAUGUUCCUGAAGACUCUCUGAUCAUGCGAGAGGAAAUAUUUGGACCGCUACUGCCCAUUCUCACUGUUGACGACAUAGAAGACAGUUUUCAUAUUAUCAACUCAAAGCCAAAGCCUCUGGCGGCAUAUCUCUUCUCCGACAAUGAUGGUUUGCAGAAGCAAUUUGUCCAGAACAUAUCUGCCGGAGGAAUGCUCAUCAAUGACACCGUCCUGCAUCUCACAGUUCCCACUCUUCCUUUUGGCGGGGUCGGAGAGAGUGGGAUGGGUGCGUACCAUGGGAAAUUUUCUUUCGACGCUUUCAGCCACAAGAAGGGAGUACUGUACAGAAGUUUCAAAGGAGACGCCACCACAAGGUAUCCGCCAUACACGCCAGAGAAGCAAAGGUUGUUGAAGGCAUUGUUAAGUGGCAACAUCAUCGGCAUCAUCCUUGCAUUACUUGGAUGGUCCAAGGAAUGAAGUGCCUCGUACAUUUGUGGCGAUGGAUAGCAUAGCACAUUAUCAAGAUUCGAAGUGAAGUAAACGACACAGAAAACAUGCGAAGUUGAAAUAAUAAUGUGGAAUGACUCGGGGCAAGUAAUUUUCAGACCCUGUUUCAGUGUACCCUUGUUGAAUCUUGAUCAUUAUAUAGCUUCACCUCAGAAAUCAGAGUUGCUGGUAGCAACCCACGAAGAGAGACAAGUCAAUCAAAGACGAGAAUUUUGUAGACUUUCAAAUCCAAAGUUGAUUGAUGUUCACAUCACUCACGGGCUAAACAGCCACUGUUUCUCUUUCA
Molecule: messenger RNA, 2350 nt
Organism: Syzygium oleosum
Lineage: Eukaryota; Viridiplantae; Streptophyta; Magnoliopsida; Myrtales; Myrtaceae
Product: aldehyde dehydrogenase family 3 member I1, chloroplastic-like
Exons: 12
Coding region: 481-2034 (517 amino acids)
Biological process (GO): aldehyde metabolic process
Cellular component (GO): cytoplasm
Molecular function (GO): aldehyde dehydrogenase (NAD+) activity
Source: RefSeq, a predicted model, not a curated record